CCAACAAACACCAGUCAGCAGCCAGCGUUCAGCAUCACCACUGUUGAAAAGCCAAAAGUGCGAAGCCUUGUCUUUUUCUCUGUGUGGAAACAUUACGAUUUCACAACAAUGUUCACGGUCCUCUUUGGUCUCCUCGCCCUGUCGUGUCUCCCCCCGUCGGUGCUCGGCGCCCCUGAAGAUAGAGAUGCCCGUAUGUACAGAGUGGACAUCACCCUUCCACCGAAGGAAGGGAGGGACGAGAAGGCCGACAUACUGGAGAUUAAAACAACAGUGGCGGGGCUAAGUGACAUCAAGGUUCUGUUUUCAUUUAAGGAAAUCGGGAAUUCAAUGGUAAUUCUUGUUCUACGUGUUGACAAAGCGUGCAGCUGGCCACAGUUGACGAGCUUUCUGGCACGCAAGGGCUAUGAGGUCAAGGUGACCCCAGUGUAUUACUGCAGUGACUUCGCCCGGGAACUUGGUCUGAACAUGACCAGGGAUUUCUAUGAUACGUCUCUCGCGGAUGAUGAGGACUUACUUCUGGGCAAUCAGAUAUUUCCUGUGAAAGGUUUGACAACAGCUGAGUAUGACGAGAAGCUGAGACAAAUGUUUGUGAGAGACAUAAGCAUCCUGAACGCAGGUCAACGGGCGGCAUGUUUCAGAACUCUAGCAAGUCUUCCAGUGGAGCUGAUGCACUUCGCUCCAGUUGGCCAGCAGGCCAUGGAAGCUAUAGCGGAAACCCUGCAUGCACCUGAUACCUUCGAUAUGGAAAUCCUUCGAAUCCAGAGGCUCGACCACUACACUGGAGGAUGCAAGUGAAAAGAUAUAAUUUCAAAUGUAUGUUAAACUGGCAAAAUAAAGAUGAAAUAUAAUAGUU
This is a messenger RNA of Haliotis rubra (blacklip abalone), 853 nucleotides long. RefSeq lists its product as uncharacterized. The transcript is spliced from 6 exons. The record is from RefSeq and is a predicted model, not a curated record. Bases 109 to 795 code for a protein of 228 amino acids. NCBI's taxonomy places the organism in Eukaryota, Metazoa, Mollusca, Gastropoda, Lepetellida, Haliotidae.